AUGUCUGACUCAUCAGCAUCUAAAGAUUUUGACUCUAGUAAAAAAUAUGAAAAAGAGGGUCCAAAGUGUUUCAAUUGCGGAGGUGCUCAUCACUUUGCCAGGAAAUGCAAGUUAAAAAGGGUGGACACAAGUAAAGAUUUAGAAGUGAAGUACAAAAAGUUAUUGGCCUUUCUGAAGAGGUGGAAUAUUGAUGUGAAAAUCUUUGUUGCUAAAGUGGAGAAUUGGGUGGAUGAUGAAGAAUCAUCUGAUGAAGAUAAAGUUAAGGAUAAGUGUUUGAUGGCACACACUGAUGCAACAAUAAAUGAUGAAGGAAGCAAUGAAUUGAGCUCCUUUAAAGCCAACAUAGCUAAAGCUGCUAAAGAAUCAAAGAUGAGGGUUGGGACUCGUCAUCUAUGUAUCACCUAA
This is a messenger RNA of Lactuca virosa, 405 nucleotides long. NCBI's taxonomy places the organism in Eukaryota, Viridiplantae, Streptophyta, Magnoliopsida, Asterales, Asteraceae. The record is from the annotation of a GenBank genome assembly.